Molecule: messenger RNA, 2134 nt
Organism: Suhomyces tanzawaensis NRRL Y-17324
Lineage: Eukaryota; Fungi; Ascomycota; Pichiomycetes; Serinales; Debaryomycetaceae
Gene: PLB4.5
Product: Plb4.5p
Exons: 1
Coding region: 7-2016 (669 amino acids)
Biological process (GO): glycerophospholipid catabolic process
Cellular component (GO): extracellular region; cytosol; intracellular membrane-bounded organelle
Molecular function (GO): A2-type glycerophospholipase activity
Source: RefSeq, a predicted model, not a curated record
GUAACGAUGUGGAGCCUAAUUUAUGUGUAUAUCACGCUACUUGUCUCUGUAGUGCUUGCUAAGUCUCCAACAGGGGGUUACGCUCCAGGAGUUGUCAAGUGUCCAAGUUCCAACACUACCCUUAUUAGAGAAGCUAACUCUAUUUCUAAACAAGAACAAGAUUGGUUAAAAGAGAGACAAAAGAAGAGCAAUGCUGCCUUGAUCGAGUUUCUCAAAGACUCCAAAUUAAAGGGUAUCAACCCAGAAAAGUUUAUUACGGAUAACUCUUCCGUUUCGAUUGCUUUGGCGUUCUCGGGCGGUGGUUACCGGGCCAUGUUAAGUGGUGCUGGCCAGUUGGCAGCCUUGGACAACAGAACAGACUUUGGCUCAAAUGCAACUGGGUUAGGUGGUCUUUUGCAGAGUUCCAAUUACAUCAGUGCCUUAUCAGGAGGUGCGUGGAUGUUAGGAUCUCUUGCAUUCAACAACUUCAGCAGUGUUCAAGAUAUUGUGUUUAAAAAUGAGUUUGAUCUUUGGAAUAUUACCGAUACAAGACAGUUGGUUAACACCACAAGUACCUGGAGAUUAUAUGCUGACAUUGCCUUUUUGAAUCUUAAAGGGGCACUUACUCAUAUGAACUGGUGGGACGUAACAAAUACAUCCAUCGAGUAUGAUAUUAACGCAAAGGCCAACGCAGGAUUCAACGAAACAUUGACGGAUUACUGGGGAAGAGGUUUGUCUUACCAGUUGCUUAAACCUGAAAAUGGCCAUGGUGCUGGUACAACCUGGUCUGAUUUGAGGGACGAACCAGUCUUUGCCAACCACUCGAUGCCUUUCCCAAUUUUAAAUGCCUUGGGAAGAAAGCCUGAUACAUUAACCUACAGUUUGAAUUCCACAGUCGUUGAGUUUAACCCAUUUGAAAUGGGAUCCUUUGACCCCUCUUUGAACACCUUCACUGACUUGAAGUAUAUUGGGACAAAUGUUACCAAUGGUAAGCCAAACAAUGGCUCAUGUAUCGCUGGAUAUGACAAUGCUGGAUUUGUAAUGGGUACUUCAAGUUCCUUGUUUAACCAGUUCUUGAACACAUUGGUAUGUGAGGAUUGUAUGGGACUUAGUUGGAUUAUGAAGCCAAUAGUUAGAAGAUUCUUGAACGCCUUAUCUGGAGACGAGAAAGAUGUUGCUAACUAUACUCCCAACCCCUUUUACAAGUCUCAAUACGCAAAAUCCAACAAUAUCACUAGUUCAGAUUCACUUUACCUUAUAGAUGGUGGUUUGGGAGGUGAAACUAUUCCCUUAUCUUCGCUUCUCAAUACCGAGAGAAAUGUGGACAUCGCCUUUGCCUUUGAUAACGGAAAUGACAGGGAGAAUAGUUAUCCUAAUGGCUCCUCUUUAGUCGCCACCUACGCCAGGCAAUUCCUGGACCAAGGCAAGACCACCAUUUGUCCAUAUGUGCCUGAUGUCUACACUUUCCUUGCCAACAACUUGACAGCUAAACCAGUUUUCUUCGGUUGUGAUGCUAAAAACUUGACUGAUUUGGUCAAGGAUGACAAGACUCCUCCCAUCGUUGUCUACAUGGCCAACAGACCAUUCCAAUAUUACUCCAACACUUCUACAUUCCAACUUGCUUACUCUGAUUCUGCAAAGAAGAGUAUGAUCCAAAACGGACUUGACAUAGGUACCCAGUUGAACGGAACUAUUGAUUCUGAAUGGAGAAGCUGUGUUGCAUGUGCCGUUAUCAGGAGGGAAGAAGAAAGAAGAGGAAUACAACAAACCGACCAAUGUAAGAAAUGUUUUGAAAGAUACUGCUGGGAUGGGUCGAUUGCUAAAGGAGUACCCAAGGACUUCGAUGGUGCUCUGAAUUUCACUAACACUGGGUUGACCAAUGGACCAAUGUCAUUGAAGGCUAACCCUGGGGACCCUGAAACUAGUUCUUUUAGCCUUUUCCAAAUUAAGAGGUCCGAAAACGCAGCUACAAGAUUUUCGUCCGUCAAUGCUACCUUAUCAUUGAUGGCUUUGUUAGUUGUGGCCCUUACCUUCUAGGAUACCCCAAAAGAUUUACCCGAAAUAACGAUAAAUAAUGAUAUAGGCAAUAGAUUGCUCCGAAAGGAAUCAGUAGCUGCGAAAAAUGACAUGGAUGGCACCUUUAGUGAUUAACGAU